UAAAUUUCUACAUGGUAUCAGAGCAAGGUUAAGCACUUAGUAUUUUUCGUUUCACCGGCGGGCGGCAACCUCGCCUUGGCCGCCCGCCGGACCUCAACCUAUUCCGCUUAUUUUCUACACAUACCUUCCCAUCACUGCCUAAAUCCUCUCUCUUGAGGCCAAUGUGAAUUCCUCUUCUUCAUAAUCUGCACUAACUGUGGCAUCUUUUCCUGGGGAAAACUCUCCAACCCAACACUCAAUCUAUGCUUCUCCUCCAUGCUCAUUUGCCUCUUGUUAGGAUCCUUCGCCUUCGGCUUUGGUUUGGGCUUCGCCACAGCCUUGAGCUUCACUGCAGCUUUCAGCUUCACGGCAGCCUUCGGUUUCACAGCAGCUUUUGGCUUGGCCUUUGCCGCUGGCUUGGGCUUCACAGCGGCUUUAGCUUUUGGCGCAGCAGCUUUUGUCUUAGCCGGAGCCUUCUUCUCCUUUUUCGGUUUUACAGCCUUCGGCUUUGCAGCAGCCUUCGGCUUUGCUUCCCUCUGGUGGCUCCCCAGGUUCCACCUGAGCUGCAUGAUUCAUUUAUAGCUGCAAUUGAUAAGGGAAGUAUUAGAACAAUGCCCAAUAGAAGUAUGCCAGCUGCUCCUUACCCUACUCCUGGAGCACUAUUAAUAGGUGAUGCUUUCAACAUGCGUCAUCCUUUAACUGGUGGAGGAAUGACUGGAGCCCUAUAUAAGGUGUUUUGUGCAUCUCCUGAUCAAGCAAGGAAGGAAAUGCGUGAAGCAUGUUUUGAUUAUUUGAGCCUUGGAGGUGUGUGUUCAACAGGACCAGUGGCUUUACUCUCUGGUCUAAAUCCUAGCCCAUUGAGCUUGAUACUCCAUUUCUUUGCUAUAGCCAUAUAUGGUGUUGGCCGUCUCUUGCUACCAUUUCCUUCCCCUAAGCGCCUGUGGAUAGCAGCUAGAUUAUUUUUGGGUGCAUCGGCUAUCAUUUUUCCCCUCUUUCUCUCACAUGGGCUUGUCCCCUCUCUCUCCUCCGUUUGAUUUCAAAAUCCAUUAUUUUUAUUUAUUUUCUCCAAACCACUUUCCUUAUUUCCCCCAUCUUUCAUUUUGAUUUCAAAUAUAUUUUUAUUAUUUCUUUCUUUAUUU
Messenger RNA from Camellia sinensis, 1118 nucleotides. The record is from RefSeq and is a predicted model, not a curated record. NCBI's taxonomy places the organism in Eukaryota, Viridiplantae, Streptophyta, Magnoliopsida, Ericales, Theaceae.